CCCGGGCGGAGCGGUGAUCGCAUUGCACAGCCAGUGACGUCCGGGUGGGGGCGGGCCCUGCUGGGAGAAGGGGAAGAGUUUUCGGAAGAGGUCUCAGCAACAAUAACACGCGUGACGUGGGGGACCGGACAGAGCCAUGAGCACCAGACACGUGACAUGCCGGUAUUUCAUACAUGGCGUAUGUCGAGAAGGAAGCCGCUGCUUGUUUUCCCAUGACUUGGCCACAAGUAAACCUUCAACCAUUUGCCGCUUCUUCCAGAAAGGACAGUGUGCGUAUGGAACCCGCUGUAGAUAUGAUCAUGUCAAACCUACAGGAUCUCCCUUGGUUUACUUCUCACAAGACGUACCGUCAGCGUCCGUAGAGACCCCUUCUACAUCACCACCUGCACAAGAAGCCCCACCAGACGUCACCACGGGCACCCCCCAGAAGCGGGAGAAGAAGGCCAUUGUACUCAGAGACCGUGAUCUGUGUGGGUUGACUGAGGAAAAGAACCAGUCAGUCCCUGCUCCCAGCUCUCCUUACUGCAGUGAUGCACAAGUUGGAGAUCAAGACUUGAAACCACAUUCUUAUCUGGAAGCCAUCUGCACAGGACUGGAAGAAGUGGAAAUUGCAGCUCCCUAUCCUGGGGACCCACAGCAGCUGUGCCCCUAUGCAGCGGCUGGGACGUGUAACUAUGGAGAGAGCUGCGUCUAUCUCCAUGGCGAUUUGUGUGAGAUCUGUAAUCUGCAAGUGCUUCACCCCUAUGACCAGGAGCAGAGGAAAUCACAUGAAAAGCUGUGUAUGGCGUCCUUCGAGCUGGAGAUGGAAAAAGCUUUUGCUUUCCAGGCCAGUCAGGAUAAGAUCUGCAGUGUCUGCAUGGAGGUUGUGUAUGAGAAAUCCUCGCCCUCUGAGCGUAGAUUCGGGAUCCUGUCCAACUGCAAUCACACCUAUUGCCUCAACUGCAUCAGACAGUGGCGAUGUGCCAAACAGUUUGAGAACCCGGUUAUAAAAUCAUGUCCAGAAUGUCGUGUGAUAUCAGAGUUUGUUAUCCCCAGUGUGUAUUGGGUGGAAGAACAGAGCAAGAAGGAUGACCUUAUUGAGGCUUUUAAGCAAGGGAUGGGUAAAAAGGCCUGCAAGUAUUUUGACCAGGGACGUGGCACUUGCCCAUUUGGGGGGAAGUGUCUCUACUUGCACAUGUAUCCUGAUGGCACCAGAGCAGACCCGGAGAAACCACGGAAACAACUUGGGUCAGAAGGAACAGUGCGGUUCUUCAACGCUGUCAGGUUAUGGGACUUCAUUGAAGAUCGAGAAAAUCAAAGUGGCCCCAGCACGGACAACGUGACUGAACUUGGGGACCUGUUCAUGCAUCUGUCCGGCACAGACCAGCAAGCUGCCACCUCUUUUAACUGAAAAAUCUAUUUAUUAGAAUGCUUAGACUAGACUAUACUUGUCUGGGGUUAGUGUGAUUGCAGAAAUAAGUGUCCUUUUCACUACAAAGAAAAAAAAAUAAAUGAAACUAAGACUUGUAA
Pseudophryne corroboree (corroboree frog) is the source of this 1509-nucleotide messenger RNA. RefSeq names its product makorin ring finger protein 2 (gene MKRN2). Gene Ontology annotation, biological process: protein polyubiquitination. The transcript is spliced from 8 exons. The record is from RefSeq and is a predicted model, not a curated record. Gene Ontology annotation, molecular function: ubiquitin protein ligase activity; metal ion binding. NCBI's taxonomy places the organism in Eukaryota, Metazoa, Chordata, Amphibia, Anura, Myobatrachidae. Bases 137 to 1390 code for a protein of 417 amino acids.